This is a messenger RNA of Oryctolagus cuniculus (rabbit), 1697 nucleotides long. NCBI's taxonomy places the organism in Eukaryota, Metazoa, Chordata, Mammalia, Lagomorpha, Leporidae. The record is from RefSeq and is a predicted model, not a curated record.
CUAGCGCGGCUUCCGGCCGGGACUCUGACAGGAUCCUGAGGGUCCCGCCUCCCACUUGCCGUUUCAGACGCCAAGGAGCAGGUCCUCGCCAACCUGGCCAACUUCGCCUAUGACCCCAGCAACUUCCAGUACCUGCGGCAGCUUCAGGUCCCGGAUUUGUUCCUGGACUCGCUGUCGGAGGAGAACGAGACCCUGGUGGAGUUCGCUAUGGGAGGCCUCUGCAACCUGUGCCCGGACAGAGCCAACAAGGAGCACAUCCUGCAGGCGGGGGGCAUCCCGCUCAUCACCAACUGCCUGUCCAGCACCAACGAGGAGACGGUGCUGUCCGCUGUCACCACGCUCAUGUACCUGGGCUCGCCGGGCGCCGGCUGCCACCCGGAGCUGACCGCCAUGCCUGUGGUCCAGUGCAUGCUGCGCUUCUCUCUCUCGGCCAACACAAGGCUCCGGAACCUGGCCCAGAUCUUCCUGGAAGACUUCUGUUCCCCAAGCCAGGUGGCCGAAGCCCGCAGCCGGCAGGCCCACUCCGCCCUGGGCAUCCCACUGCCAAAGUCCGAGGCCCCACAACAGCCCUGAUCUGAAGCAGCCCCUGGGCGGCAGCAGCUUACUGCCAGACACCAUGGUCGUGGGGCAGGGAGCAGGCGGGGAGCAGGCGGGGAGCAGGCAGGGAGCAGGCGGGGAGCAGGCGGGGAGCAGGCAGGGAGCAGGCGGGGAGCAGGCAGGGAGCAGGCGGGGCCGGCUCCCCUGGGCACGCUCUGCCAGGACUGUGCUGUCUCAGCCACUUCACAGGUGAGUUUCGCAGCACGACAGAUACUCUGAUGAGAGGGCACUAGGGCAGGAAGCCAGACUCGGGGACACAUGGAGACGGACGCCAAAGCUGACGCCGUCUGCACAGGCUGGCGCUGCCGCACUGCUAGGUCCCUGGGUCCAGAGGCUUUCAGAGGGGCAGGUUCUGAGCCGGAGGCAGAGAAUUGCCUGCACUUGAAGAAAUAAGGGCCUGCAGUCAUUUUGAGGAACAGAAAUGAUCUGUGGGCAUAAGAGCACGGGCCCCAGGGAGCCGGGGGCGUCACACCUCCUCCAGGGCUGCGCUGAGAUGGACCCCUCCCGUCCAGCUCCCAGGCUGGCACCCAGGCGUGGCAGUCGCCGAGCUGGGUGCAGGAUGACGUCCUGCUGUCUGCCAGACAUCAUGGAAGGGACUCCGAAACGAAGGCGCGGUCCCUGCCCUCGAGUGACAGCCGUGACUGUUAACGUGGCAUCAGGACCAAGGCCGUGCGGGUGACGCCGCCUCAGGACAAAGGCAGAGCUGUUGGAGCUCAGUCUGUGCCCUCACCACCCGCGCCCCCCCCACACAGUGAAGGGGGGCCCUCACCCCUGGAAGCACCCUGCGCAUCCCCCGCACAGUGAAGGGGGGCCCUCACCCCUGGAAGUACCCCACGCCCCCCCACAUACACAUGGUGAAGGGGGGCUCUCACCCCUGGAAGCACCCUGCACCCCCCCCGCACAGUGAAGGGGGCCCUCACCCCUGGAAGUGCCUCCGAGGCAGGGACUGGAGACAUUCAGGAAACGUGGGGCCAGAGUGGUGCCCAGGCGGGCGUGGCACUGAGGCAGGUUCUGCAAUCUGCACUCGGGAGAAGGGACGGAGGGGAGCCAUCCUCAGCCCCGUUCCAGCUGCUCCCCAAUAAAAGGUCUCCAAAGACAGA